UAAUCCUGUAAAAAUAAAAAAAUCACCGCUUUAGACCAGCUGCGGUAAUAAGUGGGUGGCUAUUUUGAUGAUUACUCUGGCCUUGGACUAAGGAGGCUAUUUCCACUUUGCAAGAGGUAAACGACAGCCUUUCAGAUCAAAAGGUAAAGUACAGAAAUUAAAACAAGGAGAUUUAAAUGUUAAAUCCAGCUUUCAGUGUAAAGCGGACAGCCCAAAGCUUUGCUGCACAUUUCCCUGUCUGAAAGUUGGCGUUCUAGUUGCCUGGAGACAGAAGUAAACAAAAGUAUCUUGGUGACAAGAGUGCGAAGUUUCCUGGAGCUGCCUGCUGCUGCUCUUCAUGAGAAAUGAAGGGGGGGGGAUCCAUCUUCUAGGGCUUUUGUCUUUUGAUUUUCACCCAAAACGAAGUACAGUAGCUCCUCCAAGAAGUUUCCCACCAGAGGACGAAUGCAGCUCAGGAACACAUAUCCUAGUGACUGGUUUCCAAGUUCUGUCAUGAGUCAUGGAAAUGGAAUGUUGACCUCAAGGCAUCACCGGGGAAACAGCAAUGCUGGUUCUAAGCAUCUUUCAGAGUUGAACAACAGUCAAAUCGCCUAAGCAAAAAGCUGCUGAGCACCUACUGUUCAGUGAAGAGAGUUAUGCCAUCUUAAGUCUCAGGUCUUACAGAUAAUACUUCAAAUAAAGAUGUCAACAGAGAACACAACUGAGCCGAUUAAACACCUUGACAAGUUUUGAGAACAACCUUGAAGCAUUCAUGAUGGCACAGCUAGAAAUAAAUCAUAGCAUGGUUCCUGAUAAAAAGUAGUGAAAGCCAGAGAAAAACAAGCUGAGCUAAAGCAUUUUUACAAUUGAUGUAGAUCCAGCCUAAGCUAACAUGAACACUGACAAUGCUCUGACUUCAAUUGAGGCAGCUUCCUCUAUUCCUAUGAUGAUGGCAGGCCAAAGUGGAGGGAGUCAGAGCCAGUCUUUCCUGCCUACGAUUCCGCAUGUUUCUGGAAGCAGAGUGCAUUCCCUUGAAGACCGGCUGUCCAACCAGGAGAGGACCACAGCUGUCCUCCUGGAUCAGGCCUUUCGGAUCAAAGAUGGCCUCGUUUCUUACCUUCAUGGAAAUAAAGGCGUUCAGCAAGGGGAGACAGCAGCACGCCAGCUCCUGGAGAACCACAUACAGACGAUCACAAGCAUAGUUAAAAAGCUGAGCCACGACAUAGAGGUUCUGGAGAGGCAAAUAAAAUCAAGAGAUGAUGCAACAUCAGGAACUAACUUUGCUAUGCAGAGUCUAGACCAUAAACACUUGCAGGGAGUUGGAGAUCUACGUGGAAGAGUAGCUAGGUGUGAUGCCAGCAUUGCAAAACUCUCUGGAGAUAUAAAUAUCAUCAGGCAUGAGAUCUCAAAACAAGAGAAAGAAAUUCAUGCAAUCAAGUCUACUGUAGAAAAUUAUGCUAAUAAUUUGGAGUUGAAGGUAAUGCAGCUUUUAGGCAAGAUAGACACUUCAAACUCAGAGCAAAACUCAAAUUUGAAGGCAAUACAAGGAAAUCAGCAUCAUGAAUUGCAGCUCCUGGAUCUCAAGAUAAAUGGUGUUUUAAAUGACUUUAAGGAUCAAAUCCAAAACCAGAGGAAGUGGAUAGAAAAUGAGUUAAGGAGAUCUGAGCAAGAGCAGGCCUCUCUCAUAAAUCAGUGUCUUUAUUCAGUGAAAGAAAGACUGGACACAGUGGAAAAGAAAACGGAUGAUAGUUAUUAUUUCCUCUGCAAAAGAAUAGAAAGCACUGAUAAAACAGAGCAAUUUAACGCAGAGCUGAACCAAGUGAAAAAUGACCAAAAUAAGCUUCAUGCAAGGAUUGCUAGAUUUGAAAAACUGAUGUGGCAUGAGCUGGAGGAAAUCCAAAGUGAAUAUAGAUCAGGAUUUCAGUCAAUCCGUGACUCGCUCAGCGCACUUAAACAAAUACAGACAGCAAAGCUUAAACUCGAAGAAGAAAAGUUCAAGCAAGACAUGAAAAAGAUACGGCGGAAGAUAACUGAAAUUCAAGAAGACUGAUCCCACUUCUUAAAACAUUUGCAUUUAGUCCAUCUUGGGAAAGUGUGUAAGAGAUUGCAAAAAAUAAGCUCAAGAAUUCUACUAUAUCAAGCUUGUUUUCUUAUGUCUCCCUAGGAGAUUAGUAUUGUAUAUGAAUGUUGCAAUGUCUAUAAUAGAUUUAAGUCAAAUCAAUCUGAAUCAUAUUCCUACAUUAGAAUUUAUAUUUUGGAAAAAAAUAAAAUAUAAGGGCUGUCAGUAA
This is a messenger RNA of Podarcis muralis (Common wall lizard), 2267 nucleotides long. The record is from RefSeq and is a predicted model, not a curated record. NCBI's taxonomy places the organism in Eukaryota, Metazoa, Chordata, Lepidosauria, Squamata, Lacertidae.